Molecule: messenger RNA, 4303 nt
Organism: Microplitis demolitor
Lineage: Eukaryota; Metazoa; Arthropoda; Insecta; Hymenoptera; Braconidae
Gene: REPTOR
Product: protein CREBRF homolog
Exons: 5
Coding region: 958-2805 (615 amino acids)
Biological process (GO): response to unfolded protein; regulation of transcription by RNA polymerase II
Cellular component (GO): nucleus
Molecular function (GO): DNA-binding transcription factor activity, RNA polymerase II-specific; RNA polymerase II transcription regulatory region sequence-specific DNA binding
Source: RefSeq, a predicted model, not a curated record
ACGUAAACAUCACGUUAAAGUGUCUCUUAACAAUAAAAAUAAAUAUAAGUCUAUUAAAACAAAUUGAUAGGACAUUUUAUAAAUUUAUCAUCAUAUUUUAAAUAAUAAACAAUAAUUAUAACUAAUAAUAAUUAUUUAAAAGUUUUUUAUUAAUAAUACAAGUAAUUAAUAAUAAAUAUACUUGUCGCGUGGUUUUCUUUGUGUGUAGACAGAAUAGAAAAAAAAAAAUAAGAAAAAAAAAUUCCCGUGACGUGAGGUGGCAUCUUGUCUUCUGAUUGGUCGAAUAAAUAAUAAGAAAGAUAAAAUUUAUUUUAGUGUUUGUAUUUACUACAUCUGCUGGGUUUAAUGUUCUUAUAAAUGUGAAGUAUCAUACACAUAUAUAUUCAUAUAUAUAGAUAUAUAUUUUAUUAUAUAUGUCUAGUGAUUGAUCGUGUCUUUUCCUCUCAUUUUUAAUGCAAUAAUAUACCUAUACAAGUAUAGAUAUUUUUAUAUAUGUAUAUAUAUGUAUACAUAUAUAUGUAAAUAAUUGAUGUUAUUAAUAAAUAAGACACGCGUUUUGUUUUUUUUUGUCUAUUUAGUGCAAAUAAACAAUCGGGGAAGUGGAAAUUGAAAAAUAAAUUAAUUUUUUUAAAACUUGAGUUUGAAAAAAUAAUUGAGUGAAUAAAAAUAAGAAUUUAAAAAAAGUUUAUGUAAAAGUUAUUAAAAGUGAUUGUCAAGACAAAAAUAGAUAAAUAUUGUUUUUGUUUUCGUCAUGGUCGUGAUUAAUAAAAAUAUUUGUGUAAAAAAAUAAUAAUAAUAAUAAUUGAAAGUAAUUCUUACAAUUAUGUGAUAGUUGGGUUUAGUUAUUUUAUGGAUUUAUUGUUAUUUAAAUUAUUGUAACUGACGUUUUUGUUUUUCUAACCUAAUUUCUUUAAAUAUUUCAUCAUUUUAUGUAAAGAAAAAAAAACAGAAAUAAAAAUGGGUGACAAUUAUCAAGAAUUCAUACUGAGUGACCUGAAUCCCUCAAAUCAGAUGGACAAUUCGAUAAAACAAGAACCCAAUGGAUUAGAAAUAACAACAACGGCAUCAGUACCAAUACCUGGUAGUCAUCGUGGCGCCCGGGGAAUUUAUGACCAAUUUUCACCUUCACCUCUGACAUUACCGUCAAUGUGGGGCUCCAGAAUAGACACCGACGACUACUCAAUAGACCCAGAGCAACUGGGAAUAACAUUCAAAAUGGAAGAUGAUGAUAUAUUCCAAGUUGACAAAGCCGACCUAAUCCAAGGCCCUACACUGGCUGAAUUGAAUGCCAACGAUGAUAUUUUACUCGGUGAUUUGAAUUUUGAUGACUUAUUGCUACCUGAAGAACGACUGCAGCCGCUGUCACCACAGACAGUCGUUCCUCAACCAGUAACAAUAGCGCCGGCACCUAUUCCCAUUGCUUCUCAUGUUGGAGUAUCAAGUGGCAUCAGCGGUUUUGCUGCCAGUUACCCCAGUAGCACAGUAACAUUCAAACCAACCACAACUUACUCGACUAAUUUUAUUGGAAACUUUGAUAACGAUGUUGUUUAUGUCAGUCCAAGUACCAGCAACAUUGCCGAAUCAAUGGACUCGUGCUACGAAAUUGGAAGUUCAACAGCAAGUUCAUCAACGUCACCACACAUGAUUCCUGGUGGUAUAAAUGCUACUGCUGAUAAUAAUUUAACAAUAAAUAAUAAAUCAAUAACUGUUGGACAAACAUCAACACUACACGAGUUGUUGAUGAGAAAAGUUGAUAAUAAUACAGUAAGUCCAAUAAAACGAGUGGAUCCUAUUCCAAUGGACAUUGGCAGCAGUAGUAAAAUAAAAGUAUCGAGAUUAUCAACAUCAGCGCCAACACAAAGUCUUGGAUUAGAACAAAUAUGGGCUAGACGUGAACCCCGACGUCAUUUGUUGAGUACAUCAAGUAUUGGGGUCGCAGAAGCUGAGUCGACUAGUAGUUUGAGUACCGGAGGUGCACUGAGUCCCGAUCCACAGGUUGAUCCACUUGGACAAUUGGAUCCGCUUAGUCACGAUGAAGGCUACGAGGACAGUGAUGAUGAUAGCGAUCACUACGAUGACUACAGCAGUGAUAAUGACUCUGGGAGCGAUGGCGAGGAUCACAACAGUAUUAGAAUGAUGCGAGAUCCAACAACUUCAUCAGGAUCAUCAAAAUUAUCUAAGAAAGAAAAAUAUUUUUGGCAGUAUAAUGUGCAAGCCAAGGGACCUAAAGGACAACGUCUGAUAGCACACAAACGAUUAGUGGACCCACAUGUUCUCAAUCAAGCAACAGAUCCAGUUUUCAGUCCAAGUUGUUCUUUGCGCGGCAUAAAACAUUCUGGUAAAGCACGCAAAGGUGACGGUAAUGACUUGACACCAAAUCCACGUAAAUUGUGUAUUAUUGGCAAAGAAUUGGAUAAAUUGUCACGUGUUAUAAAUGAUAUGACACCAGUAUCUGAAUUGCCAUUUCCUGCUAGGCCUAAAACACGUAAAGAAAAAAAUAAGUUGGCGUCACGUGCUUGCCGUUUGAAAAAAAAAGCACAACAUGAAGCCAAUAAAAUAAAAUUACACGGUCUUGAAGUUGAACACAAACGUCUUAUUAAUGGGAUUUCACAAAUGAAAUCAAUAUUGGCGGCUAAAUUAACGGAAUCGAGUCCUGAUAACCAGGAAGAGUUGACACGACAAAUAGACAAAAUUUGCAAAUUUGCUACAAAGGUACGUAUCGCAAACCAUUCGACUGAAUUUGUUAACAAAGUUUUGGAUAAAAUGAAGUCUGGGGUUCCGGACGGUGGCAUCGACGACUUUUAGUUAUAAAUAAUAUCCUGGGUCAUCACUGUAAUCAUCGGCAACAAUUAUGAUUACGACAAAAAUUGCCUAUUCUUAGUUUACAUUUUUUUUUAAUCAAAAUUUAAAAAAACUAUAUUUUUAUCGUGUGUAAGAAGAAAAAUCGUCUAUUCUUGAAGUAAAAAAAUCAAUAAUAAUUAUAAAAUAUCAAUGAUUAUUAAAAAGUAAUAGUUAUUAAUGAAAUACAUUAAGAAGUAAUAAGUACAUUAUGUUAAUAACAAUAACAAUAGUUGGCUAACUUGGUCUACCUCAGAGAAAACGCUAUACCUGCAUAAUUAUUUUUAAACUAUAAUAAUAAUAACGAUUAAUAUUAAUAUCGUAGUAUAUAUAUGCUUGAUGAAAAAAAAAUAAAUAUAUAUAUUUAUACAUAUUAAAUAUAUAUACUAUUUUUUUUUAUAAAUAGAUUUUAAGAAAAUAAUAUUUUACUUUAAUAACAUAUUUAAACGAAUAUAUAUUCAGUAACCAUUAAAGCUCUGGUAGCUUUUUAAUUAAUGAGCGUCUAAUUAUACAUUUAUCAUAAUUAUUAUUUGUUUUUUUUAAUUUCGAAAUCUUAUAAUUACAGUAGUGUUUGAAAGGAGUAAAUUAUAUAUUUCGUGGGGUAGUUAUGGUAUUCAGGAAAAAUAUUAUAAUCACUUUAUAAUUAAUUUAUAUGAUAGCUAUUAAGGAAAAAAAAUCAAAGUUAAUCGAUGUAUAAAUUAUAUCUGACUAUAUGUGAUUAUAUGAUCACAUAUGAUCAGCUAUAAUUAUAUAUCACUAAAAAUAAUCAUAAUAUUGUCACACAUGUGACUGAAUAUGAAUAAAUAUGAUCAUAUAUGGUAACAAAUGUUGAUAUAUUGUCAUAUAUGAUCACAUAUGCCAUAUGUUUAUAUAUGGUUAUGUGUAGCUUAAUAUUAUCAUAUAUGAUAAUAAAUAGUUGUAUAUUGCUAUAUAUGAUUGUAUAUGACCAAAUAUGAUUAUACAUGGCCUUAACUAUAAUUAUCAAUACUCAUCUAGUAGUUUACAUGACCACAUAUGAUCAUAUGAGUAUUUGAUCAUAUAUGAGUAGGGUCAUAUAUAAUUAUAUAGGUCAUAUAUGAUUAUAAAUAAUUAUGUGUAGCUCAUACUUAUCAUUUAUAAUCACAUACGAUCAUAUAUGGUCAUAUAUGACCAUUUUCUUGUAUUUGAUCAGAUAUAAAUAUUUUAUCUGAUUUGAUUUAUGAUCGAUUUUGUUGUUAUUGAAAAUUCGUAUGAUAAAAUUAAUAAUUAGUAUAUUAGAAUGCAUAAUCAAUAUUAUUAAGUGGUUAUGAUAUUUUUCCAUCUGAGAGAAUUAAAAAUUAUAUGACGAGAGUUGAUUAUUAAAUUUAAAAUUUUAAAAUUUUUUAUUAAAUAUUUAUAACGUAAACGAUGCUGGUUUAUAUUGAUAUUAUGCUUUAAAAAAAUUAUUAUAAUUAUUAUCGUUGAAAAGAAUAUAAUCAUUAUAAUU